Hermetia illucens (black soldier fly) is the source of this 5366-nucleotide messenger RNA. It is a transcript of the gene Duox, whose product is annotated as dual oxidase. The transcript has 17 exons. NCBI's taxonomy places the organism in Eukaryota, Metazoa, Arthropoda, Insecta, Diptera, Stratiomyidae. The record is from RefSeq and is a predicted model, not a curated record. Gene Ontology annotation, molecular function: peroxidase activity; heme binding; calcium ion binding. Gene Ontology annotation, biological process: response to oxidative stress. Bases 690 to 5207 code for a protein of 1505 amino acids.
ACGCUUGAAAGCGCUGGUUUCGUACCGCGUUCGUUCUGCCCGUAUUGGUCUCCUUCCAGAGGAGUUAGCGUAGCUCAGGUCGUUGUUGUUGUUGCCAGUGUUAUUUCUUGAAACAGGUUAAUGAGGUUACCACCGAUAUCUUUUCUUUGAGUCAGUCAAUGUGAUUUAAUUUCGGCUGGGCUGUGAGAGAUACGUAGAUCCGGGUUCCUUGCCUUUUAUUAUUGUUAACGUAUCUUAAGUACAUUCACGCUUGGAAAAUUCGGCCGGAGGGAACCUUGCUGGCUGAUCUGGGCUGUAAAGGUUGUGAGGUUUAGUGCGCGCGAGGCUUACAGAGUUGCAUAUUUCGCGUUGUUCGUGCUUCUGCUGGUGCACCGAUCUGUGAGGGGGGACCGAAAGUGUUCAGUUGAGUAAUGUCUUAAGCGGCCUUGUUGGCACGGCAAGUCGAAAUGCAGAGUUGGUGUUGAGCAAAUUUUCAUGCUGCAGUACAAAAAAUAAGUUUUCAGUCAGAUUCCCCGAGUGAGUGAGUGUCUGGUGUAUGUGACUGUGGCCAGACUAUCUGAUCCAGCUGUAAGCAGAGAACAGCUCCGGAACGCAGCGGACGCAACUUUGUUCAGAAACGAUAAUAAUGUCGAUUCGGAGUAGCCAUUAAUUCUCGGCCCAACAGUGUCAAUUUUUUUGCGACUGCGAAAAUGGAUGUUCCUUGUUGGAAGAUAGUUCUCUUACUCGUCGGAGUCAUAAGAUUUACACAACCGACCGACGUUCUACCAAAUGAAACUGGCUUUAGUCGAAUAGAAAAGCAACGAUAUGAUGGCUGGUACAACAAUUUGGCUCAUCCAGAUUGGGGAUCUGUUGACAGUCACCUGGUCCGAAAGGCACCCCCUGCAUACUCCGAUGGGGUUUAUGCCUUAGCAGGUAUCAACCGACCAUCACCGCGACGGUUGAGUCGUCUUUUCAUGCGGGGUCAAGAUGGCUUAGGUUCCAAAACAAAUAGGACCGCCCUACUUGCAUUCUUCGGGCAGGUGGUAGCCAACGAAAUCGUUAUGGCUUCCGAAUCUGGUUGUCCCAUAGAAAUGCAUCGAAUUGACAUUGAAAAAUGCGAUGAUAUGUACGACAAAGAAUGUCGGGGAAAUCGUUAUAUUCCAUUCUUGAGGGCGGCAUAUGAUCGGGAUACUGGACAGAGCCCAAAUGCUCCAAGAGAACAGGUUAACCAAAUGACUGCUUGGAUUGAUGGCAGUUUCAUCUACAGUACAUCGGAGGCAUGGCUGAAUGCUAUGCGGUCAUUCCAGAAUGGUUCGUUGCUGACCGAGAAGGAAGGUCGCAUGCCAAUCAGGAAUACAAUGCGAGUUCCACUUUUCAAUCAUCCACUACCGCAUGUGAUGAGGACCUUAAGUCCGGAGCGAUUAUUCUUACUCGGUGACCCGCGAACUAAUCAAAAUCCUGCUCUUCUCUCAUUCGGGAUCCUGUUCCUGCGAUGGCAUAAUACUUUGGCGAAGCGUAUCAAACGCCAACAUCCUGACUGGAGUGAUGAAGACAUAUUCCAGCGAACUCGUCGCAUUGUUAUAGCUAGUCUUCAAAAUAUAAUUUUUUAUGAAUAUUUGCCAGAAUUUUUGGGCUCUAAAAUGCCUGAAUAUACGGGGUACAACCAAGAUGUCCAUCCUGGCGUUGGUCAUCUUUUCCAAGCAGCAGCUUUCCGAUUUGGUCAUACCAUGAUACCACCAGGAAUUUACAGACGUGACGCUAAGUGCAACUUUAGGAAGACAUCCAUGGGGUAUCCGGCUAUGCGUCUGUGUUCGACUUGGUGGGACUCGAAUGACUUUCUGGCCAAGUCAUCAGUCGAAGAGAUCCUUAUGGGUCUUUCAUCGCAAAUUUCCGAGCGUGAGGAUCCGGUACUAUGCUCCGAUGUGCGUGAUAAACUGUUUGGUCCGAUGGAGUUCACCAGAAGAGAUUUGGGAGCUUUGAACAUUAUGCGAGGAAGAGAUAAUGGACUUCCUGAUUAUAACACCGCACGUGAAGCCCUAGGACUAUCAAAGAGGAAAACCUGGGAAGAAAUCAAUCCAGAACUAUUUAAAGCUAAGCCGGAGUUAUUAAAAGCUCUAAUUUCCGUUUACAACAACCAACUGGACAACAUCGACGUCUACGUAGGCGGUAUGCUGGAAUCCUACGGAGGUCCUGGCGAACUAUUCACGGCUGUCAUCAAAGAACAAUUCAUUAGGAUUCGGGACGCUGACCGAUUCUGGUUCGAGAAUAAUCGCAGCAAUAUGUUUACCCCUGAAGAAAUCGCAGAACUUCGCAAGAUCACCCUUUGGGACGUGAUCGUCAAUAGCACCGACAUAAAACCAGGUGACAUCCAGAAGAACGUAUUCAUGUGGCAUAAAAAUGAUCCCUGCCCGCAACCAAUGCAGCUAAACGCUUCUGAGUUAGAACCAUGCAGCUACUUGCAAGGAUAUGAUUAUUUCUCAGGAUCAGAGCUGACUUUCAUUUAUGCCUGCGUCUUCCUUGGUUUUGUUCCGAUAUUGCUCGCUGGAGCAGGAUAUUGUGUUGUGAAGUUACAAAACAGCAAACGAAGGAAACUGAAGAUACGCCAGGAAGCAAUUAAGUCCAGUGCCCAACAUAAAGGAUCUGUGGAUAAGAUGAUAGCGAGGGAAUGGUUGCAUGCCAAUCACAAGCGAUUGGUUACUGUGAAAUUUGGUCCUGAAGCUGCAAUAUACACAGUCGAUCGUAAAGGCGAGAAAUUAAGGACGUUUUGCCUGAAAAAUGUCGAUUUAGUCACCGUGGAAGAGUCUCAAAUAACAAAUUUAAGGAAGAAACCAUAUCUCCUGAUAAGAAUUCAUAACGAUCAUGAUUUGGUGCUUGAAUUAGAUUCAGUGAAUUCUCGAAGGAAGUUUAUCAAGAAAUUAGAAGAUUUCCUGCUGCUACAUAAAAGAGAGUUGACUGUAAUUGAGGUUCCUAAGGACAUCAUGCUAACUCGUGCGGAAACUCGAGAAAGAAGACAAAAGCGUCUGGAAUACUUCUUCAGAGAAGCAUAUGCCCUUACCUUCGGCCUAAAACCUGGCGAGCGCAGACGCCGUUCAGACACCUCAGCCGAUGGCGAAGUCAUGACCGUCAUGCGAACUAGCCUUUCCACUGCCGAAUUCGCCGCAGCACUUGGGAUGAAAUCAAACGACAUGUUUGUUCGAAAAAUGUUCAAUAUUGUUGACAAGGAUCAAGACGGACGAAUAUCCUUCCAAGAGUUCCUGGAGACUGUAGUACUAUUUUCACGAGGAAAGACCGAGGAUAAGUUGCGAAUCAUUUUUGAUAUGUGUGAUAAUGAUCGGAAUGGAGUAAUAGACAAGGAAGAACUGAGCGAAAUGAUGCGAUCCUUGGUAGAGAUUGCAAGAACCACUAGUCUUAGGGAUGACCAGGUUACCGAGCUUAUUGAUGGAAUGUUCCAGGAUGUAGGCUUGGAGCAUAAGAAUCAUUUGACUUACCAAGACUUUAAGCUUAUGAUGAAGGAGUAUAAGGGAGACUUUGUUGCGAUCGGUUUGGAUUGCAAAGGAGCGAAACAAAAUUUCUUGGAUACAUCAACGAAUAUUGCACGAAUGACUUCGUUUCAUAUUGAACCUGUGCAGGAUAUUCAUCGACAUUGGCUGCAGAAGCAAUGGGAUAGUUACACAACUUUCUUGGAAGAGAAUAGACAAAAUAUCUUUUAUUUAUUUUUAUUUUAUGUGAUUACGAUCGUACUGUUUGUUGAGAGGUUCAUACAUUACUCCUUUAUGGCUGAGCAUACUGAUCUGAGGCAUAUUAUGGGGGUAGGCAUUGCUAUAACUCGUGGAUCAGCUGCAUCACUAUCAUUUUGCUACUCCCUGUUGCUGCUAACAAUGUCGAGAAAUCUGAUAACAAAACUGAAAGAGUUCCCAAUCCAACAAUACAUCCCCUUGGACUCUCAUAUCCAGUUCCAUAAAAUCGCCGCCUGUACAGCCCUGUUUUUCUCGCUCCUCCAUACAGUCGGUCACAUAGUGAAUUUCUAUCAUGUUUCGACCCAGUCCGUUGAAAAUCUUCACUGCCUCACAAGAGAGGUUCACUUCGCGUCCGACUAUAAGCCUGAUCUGACCUUCUGGUUGUUCCAAACAGUUACUGGUCUAACCGGUGUCCUUCUUUUCAUCAUAAUGGCAGCGAUCUUCGUUUUCGCCCAUCCGACCAUCAGGAAGAAGGCAUACAAAUUCUUCUGGAACGUUCAUGCUCUAUACAUCUUGCUUUAUAUUUUGUGUUUGAUUCAUGGACUGGCGAGACUUACAGGACCACCGAGAUUCUGGAUGUUCUUCAUCGGACCGGGAAUUAUUUACACCUUGGAUAAGAUCGUCUCACUACGUACAAAAUACAUGGCCCUAGACGUCAUGGAAACCGAUCUUCUCCCAUCCGACGUGAUCAAAAUCAAGUUCUACCGUCCGCCCAAUCUAAAAUACCUCUCCGGACAAUGGGUUCGUCUAUCCUGCACCGCCCUGCGACCAACUGAAAUGCAUAGCUUCACCCUUACGUCUGCUCCACAUGAAAACUUCCUUAGCUGCCAUAUCAAGGCACAAGGACCAUGGACAUGGAAGCUUAGGAACUAUUUCGAUCCAUGCAACUACAACCCGGAGGAUCAACCGAAAAUCCGUAUCGAAGGUCCCUUUGGAGGUGGCAACCAAGACUGGUACAAAUUCGAAGUGGCUGUUAUGGUCGGCGGUGGAAUAGGUGUCACUCCAUAUGCAUCGAUUCUCAACGAUUUGGUAUUCGGAACUAGCACGAAUCGGUACUCAGGAGUGGCUUGCAAGAAAGUCUACUUCUUGUGGAUUUGUCCGUCCCAUAAGCAUUUCGAAUGGUUCAUCGAUGUUUUGCGUGAUGUUGAGAAGAAGGACGUUACCAAUGUAUUAGAAAUUCAUAUUUUCAUAACACAAUUUUUCCAUAAAUUCGAUUUAAGGACUACGAUGCUGUAUAUUUGUGAAAACCACUUCCAGAGGUUGGCUAAAACUUCAAUAUUCACGGGACUUAAGGCUGUUAACCAUUUUGGACGCCCUGAUAUGUCGAGCUUCCUCAAGUUUGUUCAGAAGAAACAUUCAUAUGUCUCAAAAAUUGGUGUAUUCUCCUGUGGACCGCGCCCCUUAACCAAGAGUGUAAUGUCGGCAUGUGAUGAAGUGAACAAAGGACGCAAGUUACCAUAUUUCAUUCACCAUUUCGAGAAUUUCGGUUAGAACCGACUCUAAUUUAUAGGCGACAUUUUUUUAAAUGUAUUUGUUGAUUUGAUUACGUUUAAAUGUUCAAUGUUUUUUUUUUAUAUAAAUAUGUAUGUAGUUUGUGAACCUCUUCAAAUGUGUAUUUUUGUAUAGUAAAUGAAUAAAUUAAAGUAUGGU